AUGGUUCUCUGGAGAGCACUAGCCAGGCUGACCACGCGUCCAAGUUCAUUGCACCCUUCAGCUGGAAGAGGCGGCAGCCUCAGACCAAUAAUCAGAUGGAGCUCGUCCGGUAAGGAUGUCGAACUUCUCAAGACAGAAAUUGUCGAUGAUGUGGCCGUUGUGCGGCUUCUCGCUCCAGAGGGGCAGUUUCCGUGGGGUACUCGCAUUUUCGAGCACCGCAUCAACCCCAUGCUGAUCCAGCAGGUAAAUGCGGCCUUGGAUGUGGCGGAGAAAAACGGCGUGAAUGCUCUUACAGUGAUAGGAGAUGGGCGUUUCUUUUGCAACGGCAUGGACCUGCAGUACAUAUCUGCAAAUGUGGCGGAGUCCACGAAGAUCCAAGCGGAUGCUGAAAAGCUCAUGUCCCGAAUCCUCACAUUCGGCGUGCCGACAGUUGCUGCCAUCAAUGGGCACAUCACGGCGGGUGGCGCCAUGCUCGGACUGGCUUUCGACAAGCGCCUCAUGCCCGCUGACUCUCCAGGGCUUUUCUUUGUGCCCGGCAUCGACAUUGGCCUGGUGUAUUCUGCUGGCAUGACCGAGUUGAUGAAAGCCAAGCUGCCUUCGACCAUGUGGAACGACACCCUCUGCAUGGGAAAGCGAUACGAGUCCGCGGAGCUCAAGGCAAACGGAGUGUUGGAAGAGACUCCGGCAGCCUCGGAGUUCUUCGAGGUUGCUUUGCAGUUGGCCAAGUCCCUGAAGAGCAAGGGCAAAGAUCCAAAGACUCGCGAGACCAUGCAUGGCAUAAAGAACAAUCUCUACAAGGACGCCGUGGCACUGCUUGGGCAGAAGGUGCAAGACAUGGGCUUUGCCGAUGGAACCUUUGAUGCCACCGGCAGACCCCGCAAGGCUUAA
Messenger RNA from Symbiodinium sp. CCMP2592, 888 nucleotides. NCBI's taxonomy places the organism in Eukaryota, Dinophyceae, Suessiales, Symbiodiniaceae. The record is from the annotation of a GenBank genome assembly.